Messenger RNA from Patiria miniata (bat star), 1478 nucleotides. Its product is annotated as betaine--homocysteine S-methyltransferase 1-like. The coding region runs from base 320 to 1393 and encodes 357 amino acids. Gene Ontology annotation, molecular function: zinc ion binding; methyltransferase activity. The record is from RefSeq and is a predicted model, not a curated record. NCBI's taxonomy places the organism in Eukaryota, Metazoa, Echinodermata, Asteroidea, Valvatida, Asterinidae. The transcript has 8 exons.
GCUGUGCUUUAGUAUAGCUCCAUGCUCGAACAAACGCAGACGAUCAAUGGUUGUACGAAGGCCACGUGCUUUUGCAAUCUUCUCUUCGCCCCUGGAUAAUAAAUAAAAAGGGAUACGUUUGGCCCUGGAACCACAAUUUAUUAUGCACUGACACAGCGCCAGCAUCUAUGAUCUAGAGCAGUGACCUUUCAGCCUGCACACGGUGGUUGUGGAUCGAGUUGCAGCAUAUUCUGGUAAUGCUGGGCUACAAUUUGUCAGUUCAUGUACAUGUAUGAAGACUCCAUUUUAGGGUAUCAAGAUCGCUAACGUGAGUUCCAGCAUGACUGAGAAGAAGCAGUGCAAAGGUUUGCUUGAACGGUUACGUAAUGGCGAGACUGUUAUCUGCGCGGAGGGAUAUUUGCUCGUGUUCGAGCGACGCGGCUACUUGACCGCUGGGGCGUUUGUUCCCGAAGUCGUCCUGGAACAUCCGGAAUUAGUCCGGCAACAGUAUGAGGAGUUCGUCCACGCCGGAAGUGACGUCGUGCUGGCAUUCACCUUUUACGCCCACCGGGAAAAGAUGGCUCUGAUUGGUCGAGAGAACGACCUCGAACGACUCAACAAGGACGCACUGCGCAUGGCACGCGAGGUGGCUGACCAAACUGGUACCCUGAUGGCUGGUAACAUCAGCAAGGUUCAGUCAUACGAGUCCGAGUUACCCAAAUCUGGCGAUCAAGAGAAAGUCAAGGAAAUGUUCAAAGAGCAGAUUUUGUGGGCCGUUGAAGCCGGCGCCGAUUACAUUGCAGCCGAGACAUUCCACACGUUUUCCGAAGCACUGCUGGCGGUCGAGGCAUGCAAGGAGUGUGCUCCAGGAAAACCGUGCGUUGUGACUCUGGCAAUCCAGAGGAGCAUCAUCGACGGUAAACCAGCCACGGCGGACGGCGUGGAGGUAUGCGAGGCUCUGAAUCGACUAGCGGACGCGGGGGCUGACGUGGUGGGGCUUAACUGCGCACGAGGACCGGCCACCAUGCUGCCAAUUCUGGAAGACGCUGCGAAGAAAUGCAAGGCACCGCUUGCUGCUGUUCCCGUUGUGUACCGCACAUCGGAGAAAACACCAACAUUCAUGACUAUCACAGAUCCUAUGACGGACAAGCCAGCAUUUCCCAUAGAUUUGGACUGUGUCCAGUGCAGCCGCACCGACAUCCACAACUUUGGCAAGCGAGUGCAGGAGCUGGGCAUCAAGUACGUGGGUCUGUGUUGCGGCAACUCGGCCCACCUGACCCGUAGCCUGGCCGAGAGUCUGGGCCGAAAGCCCCCGGCCUCCCGCUACUCGCCGGACCUCAGCAAGCACUGGCUGCUUGGGAAAGGCAACAAACCACCACAGGCCAUUCUGGAUUCCAUGUCUGGCACAAAUUAAUGCUUAACUUCAAAAUCAUCUUAUGAAACAUGGAUGCUUUGCAUUACUCAAUCAGUUGUAUCAAUAACAGAAUAAUUUGCAAGAG